Molecule: messenger RNA, 2008 nt
Organism: Siniperca chuatsi (mandarin fish)
Lineage: Eukaryota; Metazoa; Chordata; Actinopteri; Centrarchiformes; Sinipercidae
Gene: cnn3a
Product: calponin 3, acidic a
Exons: 7
Coding region: 252-1241 (329 amino acids)
Biological process (GO): actomyosin structure organization
Molecular function (GO): actin binding
Source: RefSeq, a predicted model, not a curated record
AAUCGGCUGCUCUGAUUGGCUGUUGUGAUUACGUCAACAAUUUGACGACAUUUUUUGUAAUCUGAGCCUGUCGGGCAAAUAGUGGAUUCUCUGGUACUCUUGUCUGUGAAGCCUAACGGAAUACUUUCCUUCUGGUCUGGGUGUUCAAGGAGGGCAAAGCAACCGUUGCUUGAUAGGAGUUUUCCGCACCAGGCUCCGUGUUACAUUGUAGCUGAGGAUAUUAAUUUCGGUUUACGCGCAAAACCAAGAAAAUGACACAUUUUAAUAAAGGACCAGCCUACGGAUUGUCUGCUGAAGUGAGAAGCAAAAUUGCUCAGAAAUAUGACCCACAAAAGGAGGAGGAGCUCCGCUUCUGGAUCGAGGAGGUAACAGGAAUGUCUAUUGGCGAGAACUUCCAGAAAGGCUUGAAGGAUGGAGUCAUCCUCUGCGAGCUAAUUAAUAAGCUGCAACCUGGUUCAGUAAAGAAAAUCAACCUUACACAGCUGAACUGGCACAAGCUGGAAAACCUUGGGAAUUUCAUCAAAGCUAUCCUGGCCUAUGGCCUAAAGCCCAAUGACAUCUUUGAGGCCAAUGACCUGUUUGAAAAUGGGAAUGUGACUCAAGUCCAGACCACACUGCUUGCACUGGCCAGCAUGGCAAAGACCAAAGGUAUGGACACAAAGAUUGAUAUUGGGGUGAAAUAUGCAGACAAACAAGCUCGACAUUUUGAGGAUGAGAAGAUCAAGGCCGGUCAGUGUGUCAUUGGACUGCAGAUGGGGACAAACAAGUGUGCGAGUCAGGCUGGAAUGACUGCUUAUGGAACCCGAAGACAUCUGUAUGAUCCAAAGACUCAGACUGACAAACCCUACGACCAGACCACCAUCAGCCUGCAAAUGGGAACCAACAAAGGAGCAAGCCAAGCGGGCAUGUCAGCCCCUGGUACCCGCAGGGACAUCUUUGACCAGAAGGUGGCGCUGCAGCCACUGGACAACUCCACCAUCUCCCUCCAGAUGGGCACCAACAAGGUGGCGUCUCAGAGGGGUAUGAGUGUGUACGGCCUGGGACGACAGGUCUACGACCCCAAGUACUGUGCCCCCUCAACAGAGCCGGUCAUCCACACUAACGGCAGCCAGGGCACCGGCACCAAUGGCUCAGAGAUCAGCGACAGUGACUAUCAGGCAGAGUUCCAAGAGGAUGAGUACCAUGGAGGUUACCAUGACAAUUACAGCUCCCAUUACAAUGAUCAGGGCAUUGACUAUUAGUGGAGACCUCCACCUCCAGAGCAGUAUUAAUCUAUAUUUUAUCAACUUCACAACAGAGCAAGUCUUGCUAUUCUCACUAGUCUUUUUUUUCCCUCUUGAAGCAUAAAAUGAAAUGUUGCCUUGAGUGCUUUCCUUUUUCACCUAGACUUUUUGAUGUGAGCAGCAAAGGUUGUAAGAAGUUGCAGUAGCAUAGAAUAAUGAGAUACAGUGAUGAAAAUGUUUUUAAGGGUUCUUUUUAAUACCAACUUUUUAAAAGAUGUCUUAAUGAUGGAACACUGAAGUAGUGAUAAUUUGGUGGACCGAUGGUGAAGCAGCUGCAUUCCAGCUUUUGUAUUCCUGAACUGAAACUGUGCUGAAUGAUCCAUGUGAAAUUGGAAUUGUGGAAUUCCCAUGUGAAGUCCUCAACAAUAGGCUGAUUUAUGUGCCUAUCUCCCCUCUGUGUUCUGUCUGUAUUCAUACACCCAGCCACAGUUUAUGAUACUGGUAUUCCUUACAUUCUUUAAUACAUUUAAUCACUAGAUAGUUUUUUUUUUCUUCUUAUAAUUAUGAUCAUGAUGGCUAUUCAGAUGUGCAGAUGACCAUUCCCAAGCUGACUCUUAUUUUACAGCUAGGCUUCCUCGUUCCAUUAUAUGACAUAUAUUUUCAUAUUGUUCCCCUUGUAUUCCCAAACUGUAUUUAUUGCAUUGGCUCUCAUUGUAAAACUGUCCACUGUUAUAUGGUUCGUAAAGAAAAUGGUAUGUUAUAAAUAAAGCCUUAAAAUUCUUCAA